Anopheles moucheti is the source of this 1752-nucleotide messenger RNA. RefSeq names its product mitogen-activated protein kinase p38b-like. Gene Ontology annotation, cellular component: nucleus; cytoplasm. Gene Ontology annotation, biological process: protein phosphorylation; intracellular signal transduction. The record is from RefSeq and is a predicted model, not a curated record. NCBI's taxonomy places the organism in Eukaryota, Metazoa, Arthropoda, Insecta, Diptera, Culicidae. The transcript has 7 exons. Gene Ontology annotation, molecular function: MAP kinase activity; ATP binding. The coding region runs from base 601 to 1680 and encodes 359 amino acids.
GGCACAGAAGUGAAUUGUGUUUGCUGCCGGAAUCGUUGCCUGGCCUUUCAUUUUUCUUGCUUCGCAAUUGCGUAUAGUGCUGCUGUCCGCCGUUUGCGUUUCCGCAAAUUUUGGUGACGUUCGUACUAAAUUCACACGGCCAGCCACCGUACCUCGCGCGGUGGAAGCGAUGCUGCGGCGUGCGUAUUUGCGCUAAAGCAGUUCCGCGAUUCACACCUGCAGUUGUGAAAAGUACGAAUCCGGUGGAUCGGAUUUUGUCUUCUCGGUGUGGUUUUGCCCCUCGGUGAUUUUGUGAAGAUAAGCCAAAUUGCUGCCGUGUGUGAGUGUUUCUUAUCGCAAAACCAAACUGGGAGUAACGACGAUAUCUGUCGACAAGGAAGAAAAGAAAAGUAGGGUGCCAGGCUGAAACCGAUUCAAAAGUGUCACUAAAAAGGUGUGUGUCCGUGUCCCUGCGGUGCGUUUUGCGCGUGUGGGCCAAAGUUGCCCGGUGAAGAUAAAAGUGGCAAUUCUGCGUGUGCUUGUGCGUAUGUCGCGUGUACAUCUGUUCCGUAAUAAAUAGAACCAUCGGCUUAGAAAAGAAAAUAUCACAGCAGCUUCAGAAUGCCCACGUUUUACCGAACCGAGAUCAACAAAACGGAAUGGGAAGUUCCGGAAAAGUAUCAGGUGCUGACCCCGGUCGGUAGCGGUGCUUACGGUCAGGUGUGCUCGGCAAUGGACACGGAACACAAUGUAAAGGUGGCAAUCAAGAAGCUGGCCCGACCGUUCCAGUCGGCCAUACAUGCCAAACGCACCUACCGGGAGCUGCGCAUGCUGAAGCACAUGAACCACGAAAACAUAAUUGGCCUGCUGGACGUGUUCCAUCCCGGGGACAACACGCUCGAAUCGUUCCAGCAGGUCUACCUGGUCACGCACCUGAUGGGCGCCGACCUGAACAACAUCAUCCGCACCCAGCGCCUCUCGGACGAGCACGUCCAGUUCCUCGUGUAUCAGAUCCUGCGCGGUCUCAAGUACAUCCACAGUGCCGGCAUCAUCCACCGGGAUUUGAAACCGUCCAACAUUGCCGUGAAUGAGGAUUGCGAGCUGAAAAUAUUGGACUUCGGAUUGGCCCGACCGACCGAGAACGAAAUGACCGGUUACGUUGCGACGCGCUGGUACCGAGCGCCUGAAAUUAUGCUCAACUGGAUGCACUACAAUCAAACGGUGGACAUCUGGUCGGUCGGGUGCAUCAUGGCGGAGCUGCUAACCGGCCGGACACUCUUCCCCGGCACGGACCACAUUCACCAGCUAAACCUUAUCAUGGAGAUACUCGGCACACCGAACGAUGAGUUUAUGGCGAAAAUCUCCUCCGAAAGUGCUCGUCACUACAUCAAAUCACUACCGAGGACAGAAAAGCGCAAUUUCAGUGACGUUUUCCGUGGUGCUAAUCCGCUUGCCAUCGAUUUGCUGGAGAAAAUGCUGGAACUGGAUGCAGACAAACGGAUAACGGCGGAACAGGCGUUGGCCCAUCCCUAUUUGGAGAAGUAUGCAGAUCCGUCCGAUGAACCGACCUCGUCACUGUAUGAUCAAAGCUUCGAAGACAUGGACCUGCCGGUCGAACGGUGGAAGGAACUGGUCUUUAAGGAAGUGCUCAACUUUGUCCCGCAGCAGCACGCACACAUUGGCGGUGAACCACAGGCGUAAGAUGUACCCAUCUGGGAAUCGGAAAUACCAACAAAGGAAGGAAGGAGGACGGACUGUUGCCAUUUUCAUCAU